AUGAACUUUACCGAUACCCAAUACCUGAGCACGCUCACCAUCUACUUCAUCGGCUAUGUCAUUUUCGAAGUGCCGGCGAACAUAGUUCUUAAAAAGACGACGCCACAGUUUUGGCUGCCGACUACCAUGGUAGCUUGGGGAAUUGUCGCGACCCUCCUUGGUGUCUGCAAGAAUUUCAAUGGAUUCCUCGUCGCACGCUUUUUCCUCGGCGCUACGGAGAGUGGAUUGUUUCCUGGUGUUGUAUUUUAUUUAUCCAUGUGGUCUAAGCGCUCAGAGACGACAUACCGCGUGGCCCUCUUUUUUUCAGCAGCAAGUCUGGUAGACCGCUUUCCCCUCCACGACAGAAACACAACACGAUUCCGACUCGACGGAGGGAAGAUAUACGACACUCUGCGAUUCUUUAGCAGAGACUUAAUUUCUGGGAAGACCCAAGACUGCUCUGGCCUCGGCUCUUGCGUCGAAGUCAUGGAGAUAGGGUCGUUCCGGACCGCCAUCCAGCACCUCAAAUCUCCUGCACACUCUGCCUGA
Messenger RNA from Pseudogymnoascus destructans, 528 nucleotides. RefSeq lists its product as uncharacterized. Gene Ontology annotation, biological process: transmembrane transport. Gene Ontology annotation, molecular function: transmembrane transporter activity. NCBI's taxonomy places the organism in Eukaryota, Fungi, Ascomycota, Leotiomycetes, Thelebolales, Thelebolaceae. The transcript has 3 exons. Bases 1 to 528 code for a protein of 175 amino acids. Gene Ontology annotation, cellular component: membrane. The record is from RefSeq and is a predicted model, not a curated record.